Messenger RNA from Dentiscutata erythropus, 126 nucleotides. The record is from the annotation of a GenBank genome assembly. Lineage: Eukaryota; Fungi; Glomeromycota; Glomeromycetes; Diversisporales; Gigasporaceae.
GCAGCAAUUGAUGAACUUGAUCGACGUUUAUCAAACAUUCAAAGGUUCCUGAGAUUAAAAAUAUUUAAGGAGGGUCUAAAAAAUAUUAAACAGUUUAUAGCUGAUGAGUAUUGUAACAUGAUGAAA